CUCAAUCUUCUAAAAACAUUUUUUUCAUAAAAUGAAUUGAUAGCCAUAGAAAGAAAAUUUGAGAUAAGAUAGAGUUUACUUCCAUACUUCAUGUAAACCUGUUCUCACUCUUCUCAAGCAUAAGAAACUUCAUGGCAACUAUUGUUGCAGAAGCAUUCCUAUCAGCUUUUGUGGAAGUGUUACUAGAAAAGAUGAUUUCUCACGAGUUUAUCGACUUCUUUAGACCCAAAAAGCUCGAUGUUUCGCUCUUGGAAAAUCUAAAAACAACACUCUUGAGUCUUCAAUCAAUACUAAAUGAUGCCGAGGAGAAACAGAUCACAAAUCAUGCUGUCAAACAAUGGCUGGAGAAUCUGAGAGAUGUUGUCUUUCAAGCUGAUGAUUUGUUUGACAAAAUCAACACAGAGGCGUUACGAUACAAAGUGGAAGCUGAAUAUCAAAGGAAAACAGUAAGUGCUAAGAUGAAAAACAUAUUUUCUUCUAGUUUCAAACAGUUAAAUUCUGAAAUGCUAACACUCUUUGAAAGAUUGGAACACUUUGCACAAAAAGGACACAUUCUAGGAUUGGAAGAAAGUGUUUCGUGCAAUGUUUGGCAUAGAACUCCAACAAGUUCUGUUGUAGAUGAGUCUACUAUAUAUGGAAGAGAUUUAGACAGAAAAAAACUUAAGGAUUUUUUACUGUCGGAAAAUGGCAGUGAUGUUGGUAAAGAAAUAGGAGUAGUUUCCAUUGUAGGCAUGGGAGGGAUCGGUAAAACAACCCUUGCAAAACUGCUUUACAAUGAUUCGGAAGUAAUGGAGAAAUUUGAUUUGAAAGGGUGGGCAUAUAUAUCGAAAGAUUUCGAUAUUGUUCAAGUCACUAAAACUCUUGUUGAAUCUGUUACUUCAAAAACAAAUGAUACAACUAACCUGAAUACUCCGUAUUCUGAAUUUGUCGCCUCAAAAAGAACCGAUACGAGUGACCUGAAUACUCUACAAGUGCAAUUGAAGCAAAGUUUAAACCAAAAGAAGUUUUUGCUUGUAUUGGAUGACAUAUGGGAUCGACGCUAUAUUGAUUGGAACAAUCUUAAGGAUAUCUUUAAUGCAGGGAAAAUCGGAAGUAAGCUCAUCAUCACAACACGAGAUGAGAGAGUUGCGCUGGCGGUGCAAACCUUUCUUCCGAUUCACUAUUUGACACCUCUAGGAAGAGACGAGUGCUGGUCUUUACUUGCCAAACAUGCAUUUGGAGCAUGUAAUUUCCAGCAACAGUCAAAGCUAGAGGUGAUUGGCAAAGAAAUCGCUAAGAAAUGUGAUGGCUUACCAUUAGCUGCAGUAGCAAUUGGAGGUCUUCUUCGCAUUAAAUCGUCAGAGGAUGACUGGAAUAUUGUCUUAAAAAGUAAUGUAUGGAGUUUGGAAAAUGUUGAGGUGCAACCGGCUCUUUUUUUGAGCUAUCAUUAUCUCCCCGCACCUUUAAAACGGUGUUUUGCUUAUUGUUCAAUUUUUCCCAAGAGCUCCAAGUUGAAAAAAAAGACGAUAGUUGAGUUAUGGAUCGCAGAAGGCUUAGUACUUCAGUCUAAAAGUCAGAAAAGUUGGGAAAAGGUAGGAGAGGAAUAUUUUGAUGAACUAGUGUCAAGGUCACUAAUACAUCGUCGACUAGAUGAUGGGGAAGCGAGCUUUGAAAUGCACGACCUCAUUCAUGAUUUAGCUAAAAUGGUUUCCUAUCCGUAUUGUAUCAUGUUGGAUGAAGAGGAGCUGCAUGAAAGGGUACGCCAUUUGUCAUUCAAUAGAGGGAAAUAUGACUCGUACGAUAAAUUUAAGAAACUGUAUGGACUAAAAGGUUUACGCACCUUCCUGGCCUUACCAUUACAACUAUCAUCACAUUCUUGUUCCUUAUCAAACAAGGUAGUUCGCGACUUUUUGCCAAGAAUGAAACAGUUACGAGUUUUGUCUAUGCUAAACUACACGAACAUUACUGAGUUGCCUAACUCUAUUGGAAAUUUGAUAUACCUGCGAUACUUGAAUCUCUCUUACACUGGGAUUGAAAGGUUGCCUUCUACAACGUGCAAACUUUACAAUCUGCAAACCUUGUUGUUGUUACACUGUGGGAAUCUCACUGAAUUGCCUGAGGACAUGGGAAAACUGAUAAAUCUACGCCAUCUUGACAUCAGAGGCACGCAAUUGAAGGAGAUGCCUGUACAAAUUGCAAAGCUAACAAAUCUGCAAACUCUAUCAAACUUUAUUAUUAGCAAACAACAUGAUGGAUUGAAAAUUGCAGAGCUGGGAAAAUUUCCUGAUCUAUAUGGGAACCUUUACAUCUCAAAGCUACAAAAUGUUACGGCGGCCUCUGAAGCAUUUCAUGCAAAUUUGAAGACGAAAGAAAAAAUUGAUUAUUUGGUACUACAAUGGGAUCCACAAGACACUGCUACGAGUACGACUCAAGGUUCACAAAUUCAAGGUUCUGUACUAGAGCAACUGCAACCCUCCACAAAUUUGAAGAAUCUUGGCAUUUAUAGAUAUGGUGGAACAAACUUUCCGAAAUGGCUUGGCGAUUCUACCUUUGGUAACAUGGUGACAGUGAACAUUGGUGGUUGUUACAAUUGCUCACUGCUGCCACCCCUAGGAAAAUUACCUUGUCUGAAAGCACUCUACAUAUAUUGGAUGGAAUCUAUAAGGAGUGUUGGUGUUGAGUUCUAUGGAAGUAGCUGUCCUUCAUUCCAACCUUUCCCUUCCUUAGAGAGACUAGAAUUUAAGGAUAUGCCGGAAUGGGAGGAAUGGAACUUGUUUCCAGGUACAAUUAUAGAGUUUCCUAGUCUAAAAUAUCUAUCAGUGGAUAGAUGUCCAAAACUCAAAGGAAACAUACCAAGCACACUUCCAUCUUUAACCGAACUUCACUUAAGCAAUUGUGAUCUAUUGUUGAAAGCAACACAUUCAGAAGAUACUAUUUUAAGGCCAUCAAAUCUAUCUAGCCAACUGAUGCUUUCUCUCAAUUCUCUUCAAAAGUUGACAUUAGACCGGUUUCCCUCUCUGACAUCCUUCCCAGGAAACAGUCUACCCAAAACCUUACGAUCUCUAUCUCUACACUAUUGUGAGAACCUCGACUUCCUCCAUCAGGAAUCCUUGCACAAUUACACAUCACUUGAGCAACUGUCAAUUGAAUACAGUUGUAAUUCAAUGACAUCCUUUUCCUUGGGCUCUCUCCCAGUGCUUAAAAGCUUGUAUAUUAAAGGUUGCCAAAAUCUCAAAUCAAUUUUUAUUGCAAAAGAUGCAUCAGAGAGCCUCUCAUUUAUUCAAACUAUCCAAAUACAGUAUUGUGAUGAAUUGGAUUCAUUUUUCCCCGACGGAUUGUGCACUCCUAACCUCGUUUGUUUCGGCGUGUAUGGGUGUAACAAGCUUAUUACACUACCAGAACCAAUGAACACUCUUGCUGGCCUUCAAGAAUUGAGUGUUUUCAACCUUCCAAAUCUAGAACAUUUUGCCGCAGAGGGAUUACCUGUCAAUUUACGGAAACUUUCUGUUGGUGGGAUUCAGUGGAAUACACAGUGUAGUUUGGAAGAAUGCUUGGAUGGAAAGUGGCUCCACCAUCUUACCUCUCUCAAAGACCUUGAGAUUUCAGACGCUCCAAAGCUCAAAUCAUUGCCAGAAGAAGGGUUUCCUUCCUCUCUUUCUGUAGUGAAUAUCUCUGACUGUCCAUUGUUGGAAGCAACUUGGCGGACGAAGAAAGGAAAAGAGUGGCGUAAGAUAGCCCGCAUUCCAUGCAUACUUAUCAACUACAAAAUGAUCUCAUGAGUGUCAAGGUGAGUGAGUCACAAUUACUAUUUACUACUACUACUACUACUAUCUUUUUUUCCAUCAUCGUUGUUAAUCCAUGUUGAAACUGGCCCUGCGCGCUGCAAGAUUUUAUUCCUGUUGUAGUUUUAUUAAGUUUCUCAUAAUCACUUUCAAGUUCAUGAAAACUAUUGUAUAAUGUUCCAUAGCUUCUUUUCUCUGAUUCAAAUAUUGUACCGAAAGAGCCUGUGGCUGAAUUCUCAGUCCUAAUCCAAUCAGCUAGCAUCAAAGGUGUCAGCUCAAUGGUAUGAGGCAAACACGGAAUAGUAAAUUUCUGUGUAUCAGAAAUUCAUGAGGUCUAUACUUUCUGACAAGAAAGCUAGCAGAAUUGGAGAAUAUGCUUGAACUGUAAAAGUAAAUCCUUGGAAUGUUUAUAUUUUGUCAAUUGCGCAAGAUCAAUGGCUACUAACCACACCAAAUCUAUAAUCAAAUUUUAUAAGCAAGCGUAGCAAACACAGUAUAGUUAUUUGUUAUGUUUUGUGAAACUCAGAUACAAGAUAUUAUAACAUGCAUGGCAGUAAAAUAUUGAGUUUAUUAACCAUUUUUUGCAUAAACCUUUACAAAGAACCACGGGCAUACAUGAUAAAAUUUGAUCUCUCACUAAUUGUGAAAGAUUAAAAGCAUAUAUUAUGAAAUGUGCACAGUUUAGAUAUUUCAGCAGAGUUAUUGUGAAAGAUUUAAAGCAUAUAUUAUGAAAUGUGUGUAGUUUAGACAUUUCAACAGAGAUACUAUAACAAAAAUUAGAGAAAUGGCAAAAUAUACUCUACAAAUAAAUAAACUAAAAUUUAUCAAAUUUCAGAUUUGAUUGA
Molecule: messenger RNA, 4606 nt
Organism: Vicia villosa (hairy vetch)
Lineage: Eukaryota; Viridiplantae; Streptophyta; Magnoliopsida; Fabales; Fabaceae
Product: putative disease resistance RPP13-like protein 1
Exons: 2
Coding region: 132-3758 (1208 amino acids)
Biological process (GO): defense response to other organism
Molecular function (GO): ADP binding
Source: RefSeq, a predicted model, not a curated record